ACACAUGGGCAGAGGGGCUCCUUAACUGUUGUUUUCAAUUUCGCGUUUGUAUUGUAUGAUUAACGUUCUAAACAAAAUAAAUAAAAUAAUAGAAAAAAGGGGAGGUUGUUGUUGUUGUCGAUGAUAGUGGUGAGAGUUGGGCAAACUUAGCUUUGUGAAUGAAGAAGAAGAAGCAAGAUAUCUCCGAUGAUUCAGGCGAAUAAAUCGACAUCUACCCAUUUUAUUUUAUUUCAAUUCAAUUUCUCUACUGGGUUUCUCUCCUUUUCUCUGAUUCUACUCUUAUCCCAUCUUACCAUUAAUGCCUGUGGUCCUCUCCUCUGUUUCGGUUUUCAUUAUUCUUUAAUUUCUUUUAGCCGCGAUUUCUGAUCCUAAUCUCUAUGCGUUGAUGUCUGCAUAUCAAUCUUGUAGAGAGAUAUCCGAAGUUGGUGUCACAGAAGAUCACGAUGAUGAUGAAAAUAAGGUGGGUUGUGGGUCCCCUGGCGGAGGCAGUGUUGAUAUCGACAAAAAGAAUAAUAGGAAGAAGAAGAAGAAGAAGGAGAGAAGUGGAUAUGGGUGGCGUGAUGGGGAUUUCGCUAAAGCAAAGAAGGUGGUCCUCCUCCAAUUUACAAAGACCAAGAAAUAUCUGAAGCACAGCAGGACAAACUCCAAUAAAGGGCCUUCUUCGGAGAAUGCAAGUACUACAGCUACUACAGGUAAGAGGGGUGUUAUUGGUAAUUGCCUUUGUUUGAAGAAACCUUCUACUGUGGAAUCUCCUGCUGAGUCUCAAACAAGUGAUCCUAAUGAUCCUAACUUCACCUUUGAUAUGUUGAGGAUUUUGAUUGAGAAGAAUGAUUUUUACUCCAAAGAAUGCAACCCCCAUAUAGCUGCUACUCCACUCUCCUUUUCUAAUAGACUUUCUGGAUGAAAGUUAAGAGCUUUUUGCUAAAUUGCUUUGAGAUUAAGCUUCAUAGAGGUUGCAGCCUUUGCAGGAAUUGAGACAAAAUCAUAUUUGGUUGAUGAAUUUUAUGAUAUUAAAGAGGUUUUAUCGGCUUUGGGCAUUCAUUCAUUCAUUUUAUUGGUGCUCUAUGUGAUGAGGACCAAGUGUGAUCAGAUGUAUAUAUUUACUGGUUUCUUGAGUUUACUCUGAGGCUUACCCAUGAUGAAAUUGUGGAACCUUAGCCUUGUCUUCUCAGCAAUUAUCCACCUUGGAUCAUAAAUUAGAAUCUGCUGACUUCUAGAAGUUCCUGAUCCUACAAGGUGCAUGAACAUAAUACUUGUGGCUGAUAGAUGAAAUGCAAGUGCAAUGUAUAUGGCCUGUUUGGCUUCCUGACUACUUCCUCUUAGAUAAUGAGAUUCAAUACCAGAAUACUGUCAGUAUGAUGCACAGAAUGGAAGCAAUGCGCCUGUAUUUGAGCUUGAAUGUUACAGGAAGAGGCCAUGAAGGCCUUAGAGCAAUGUAGCAAAUCAUCUUGGAUAAUUGGCAUGCACCUUUGGAAAUUUUACAGGAAUAAGUAAUGGGUAUUGAGAUUUGUGCAAAUUGACUAAAGUGUGUAUAUGAACACAGAUAUAAAUAUAAAUAUUCAAUCUAAAGAUUAUUAA
This is a messenger RNA of Manihot esculenta (cassava), 1578 nucleotides long. RefSeq lists its product as uncharacterized. The record is from RefSeq and is a predicted model, not a curated record. Bases 386 to 904 code for a protein of 172 amino acids. The transcript has a single exon. NCBI's taxonomy places the organism in Eukaryota, Viridiplantae, Streptophyta, Magnoliopsida, Malpighiales, Euphorbiaceae.